AUGAGUGUGAUCAUUCGUCUGCAGAACCUGCCCUUGGCAGCGAAUGCGUCCGAUGUGCGCUCCUUUUUCAAGGGUCUGUCGAUUCCUGACGGUGGCGUCCAUAUCGUUGGCGGUGCGCUCGGUGAUGCGUUUAUAGCGUUCAGCACCGACGAAGAUGCACGCCAAGCUAUGUCGCUUAACGGAGCUUACAUUAAAAAUGAACCAGUGUCGCUCCUACUUUCAUCCCGUGCCGAAAUGCAGAAGGUGAUCGAUCAGGCACGGAAGGCUGCCCUUGCGUACAUGCAGCUUAAACAGGGUGCUGCAUCAUCGGCAGCGUCCCUAAAGGUUGCAUCACCACAGACGAACAACAGCAUACCAACGGCAUUGUUAGCUGGAAUAAAUCAAAAAGUAAACACGAUCGCAAGUGUGUCAUCGUUUAACGUGGCACCGCAAGUUAAAGCAACAUCAGCCACCACCGUACAACAACCGCAACCACCGGUAAUAUCGUUGGCUGGCUUUUUAGCGAAAGCUUCCACCGGUCAGCGGAAUAAUGUCCCGGCCGUAGCAUCGAACACGACGGCACCGGUUGCAUCGUUAAGUCCGCUGCUGGCCCAAGGAUCUGCUUACAACGAAAUACCUGGAUUGUCCUUUCUUUCCUCCGACGGGACAGCGUCCGGUGGUGAUGUUGCUGUAGUUUCUCCGCUCACGGGAACUGCAACGCAGCCGACGGCCAAUGGUUCACUUGCCGGGUGGCUUUCGGCAUUGAGUGGAGCCGCUUCGAAGGGAGGACCGAUUGUGAACGAUGUCAUUGUACCGCGUCCGAUCAUUGUGAAGGAUUCGAGUCCGUGGAAAUUUUUGAAAAAGGAUCGUCGCAGUCGUAGUCGUUCUGUUUCACGCGAGCGUUCAUACCGGAGAAGUAGUCGAUCGUCUUCCCGCGACCGUGACGGGCGUCGUCGUAGUCGCUCGUCGUCUCGUGACAGAAGACAAAAGCGAGACGGAAACAGUCGAUCAUCGUCGCGCGAACGUAACAGCCGUUGGUCACGCAGCUCCAGCCGUGAGUAUGGUGGUCGAAAUCGUUCCAGAAAUAGUCGCAGCCGUAGCUCCAGUCGUGACCGGUUUGGACGAAGGCGUCAAAGAAGUCGUUCGCGAUCGCGCGAUCGUCGCAGCCGUGACAGUAACAGCCGUGAUCGGUACGACGGUGCAUCGCACAGUGGUCGAUCGAAUCGAGUUUCUCGUUUUUCGGACAGAGGUUCGUCCGAUUUCAUCGGUCAGCAACAAUUGCAACAAAAUGCGAUGGUUGAACCCAUCUACGGGCUUCACACGGUACCCGGUGUGGACGGUGGUGUCGGUGGUCGCUCACGGUUCGGACCAAGCCAACCGGGACACUUUUCAACGAUUAGUGGCAAAAUAUCGCCCAGCUCGUUUGGCAAUGGGAUGAUGAAUGGUGGUGGCGUUUUUCGCAACACUUCACCUCUUCCGGAUAGUGUGUACUCGGGCAACACCACUAACCCAACCAAUAGUGGGCCGACUUCGAGCGAUUUCUCGGUGAAACUUUCAAACUUUGAGCUUUCUACAGGGUACGGUGAGAUUCGACGGUUCUUUAAGUCACACAUGAUUUCUACGCAAGGUAUCAAGAUGAUUAACGAUCAACAUGGCCGACGGACGGGCACUGCUUACAUUCAGUUUCUGCGCAAAGAAGGGAAAGAGAGUGCGCUGAUGCGCGACGGUACACUAAUGCGACGGGCACGCGUGAGGAUUGAGUCCAUAACGGAUCACGAGUUUGAAUCGGCGAUUGACUCUUUCAGACCGGGUAAUGAAACGAAUCCGCAGGAUCAGUCAGGCUGGAGGGAUGGCCGUUCUGCUAAUUCCUGGAAAAUGAGCCACGACGAUCAAAAUGUUGCGGGAGGAGCAGAAGAUUCGAGCGAUAGACAUCGUAACCAGUCGUCGGGUAAUGGUGGUACGGGACAGUCUACCGCUCUCACGGUGUGGAACUUACCGUCCUUUACCACCGCGCAGGACAUCAUGAAAAUGUUUUCCGAUUUCACCGUUGUCGAGGUGCUGAUCAUACCAAACCGUUACGCACCGAAGCAGAUGGAUGGAUAUGUAAAGUUUCACCGACCGGAAGAUGCCCGAGAAGCGUGGUCUCAGCUGCAUCGACAUUACAUCGGCAGCAAGAAGGUGACGGUACGGGCGUGUGAGGAAACAGACUACCAGAUGGUGAAGGAAGAGUACGAGAAUCCGGUAUCGGUGGAGGAUAGUCCAUCACAGCAGCAUAACAAUGAUGAACAGAACGAGCAGGACGAUGGUCCUGCGAAUAAUUCCGAUACCGAGAAUGUGAAUGGAAACAAUUGCAACAAUGGUGACAACAACGAUAAUGGCCAGCAAACUCUUCCCAACAAGCAAGGCACACGAUGGGGUUCGAUUGAUAGGAGUAUGGACGAACAGAAUAAUAUAUCUGCACCGUUGACAAAUAUGAUGGACGGACAGCGACGGAUGGAUGGUGAUCCCGGUGCCAAUUCGGAUACGAACAGUUCCUGGCACUACCGUGAUCCUCGUAGGCGCCAGGACGACGAUUCUGGAGACAACGGUGAUGAUAGUAACAACAGUAACUUCAACAAUAAAUUCAACAUGAACAACGGCAAUAAACCGAUCCGGCUUCAUCUUGAUCCUCGCAAGCAUUACAACCGGCUCGGUGGCGCUAAUACCCCCAUGGACAACAGUGAGAUGUUCCAGCGCACUAACUGGUUGUUACUUCGGAACGUGGACUUCCAUGUGUACGAGGAGGAUGUGUAUGCGUUUUUUGGUAACGAUGGGUUCCAGGCGAAAACGGUAAUGCUCGUGCACAACGAGCGUGGUGGCCGUACGGGCGAAUGUUUGGUAGAGUUUGGAUCGCCGAGCGAAGCGCACCAUGCCGAAUCGAAAUCGUCCCAGAAUCUUGGCCGUCGGAAAGUAUUCGCUAGCCAUCUUGAUCGGGGCCAGGUAGCGGAUCUUAUGGCACGGUUCAACGCGAUCGCACAGGGUUUACAGCCUUCGUACUGGUUGCCGGACCAUCUGCAGAACGACAGUAAUGGAAAUGGAAAUAAUGACCAGGAGCAGAAUGAUGAUGAUGAUGAUGAUCCGGAGAAGAAUCAGGGCGUUGGGUGUGGACCGUACCGCACUUCAACGGUUGGUUUGCUAAACCUGGCAUACAAAACGACGGUGGAAGAUGUGCAGAAUUUCUUUGAGGAGUUUAAUCUACCGCCGGAAAACAUACGGCGUCGGUUCCUGGACAAUGGGCAACCCACCGGGGAAGCUAUGGUACGCUUCCAGAACCAUCACGAUGCAGAAAAGGCGCUAAACGAGUAUCAAAACAGACGGCUAUUUGGUAGGAACGUGCGAAUCCGAUUGAUCAAUGACGACUGAAAGGAGGAGAAGGAGCAAGAG
Molecule: messenger RNA, 3402 nt
Organism: Anopheles maculipalpis
Lineage: Eukaryota; Metazoa; Arthropoda; Insecta; Diptera; Culicidae
Exons: 2
Coding region: 1-3381 (1126 amino acids)
Biological process (GO): regulation of RNA splicing
Cellular component (GO): nucleoplasm; ribonucleoprotein complex
Molecular function (GO): RNA binding
Source: RefSeq, a predicted model, not a curated record